Molecule: messenger RNA, 1085 nt
Organism: Varroa destructor (honeybee mite)
Lineage: Eukaryota; Metazoa; Arthropoda; Arachnida; Mesostigmata; Varroidae
Product: pre-miRNA 5'-monophosphate methyltransferase
Biological process (GO): negative regulation of pre-miRNA processing
Cellular component (GO): cytoplasm
Molecular function (GO): RNA methyltransferase activity; O-methyltransferase activity
Source: RefSeq, a predicted model, not a curated record
ACCAAAUCGACUGGACUGAAGUUUCCGCCAGCUGGCAUAAUGGUUCCAGUGUUGUUGUUCAAUUCGAAAUUAAAGGAAUUUAGAAGAAUUGACAAGAGAAAAUAGAAUAAAAGUCUAUUUAGGCCUUUUGCUAUGUGUAAUUUCACUUAUACUGCAUUAUGAGACGAAAAGCCUUUCGCAAUUUUAAAAGUUCCAGUGCCAUGAGGAUUAGAGAAGCGUGUCACGUCGAUGAUAUAAGUGACUCCGAAAGUAUCGAACAUAUUUCGCAUGGAGCAGGCGCUUCACGGUUUGGGAACUUUCACAACUAUUACAAGUUCAAUCCCCCUUCAAAACGCUUAAGUGUCCUCGGAACUGACUGGUUACUACCGUUGGCGGACCGGCGGAUCGUAUCAACGAUCGAUUUCGGCUGUAAUUCCGGCGACCUUACGGUCGAACUGCAUACUCAGCUACGGCGACUUAAACUUCCAUUGCGAACACUCGGUAUAGAUAUCGACCCUGUGCUUAUUCAAACAGCAAAGUCACUUACAGCUCGAUGCGAUUAUGGCGAGGUAAAGUUUGAAACGGUCGAUGUAAUGCGUGAAAACGAACGUAAAUCUUACGUCGAAUGCUUUACUUCCGAUGGGCGCUUCGAUCUCGGGCUUUGCUUCGCUGUCACAAUGUGGAUUCACCUUAACCAUGGAGACGAUGGACUGCGGCAAUUUCUCCAGUACAUCUCGUCCCGGUGUGACUUUCUUCUUGUCGAGCCCCAAACGUGGAAAUGCUACAGAAACGCCUCUCGACGGAUGCGUCGCCUAAAAAAAGUUAUGUUUCAGGAUAUUGGCAAACUCAGCUGGAAUAACGAUGUUGUUCAACGAAUUGACGAAUUUAUACAGAAUGAUUGUAACAUGACAAUCGAACAGUACUUCGGUAUCACUGAAUGGGGCAGACCGUUAACACUGUACAGAAAAUAUAAACGUGCGGAUAAAACUAACACACCUGGGUGACAACCCAAAGUGCCUAAACUGCAAAUACAUACGGCAAACAAAAGAUUGCAUCUAUAUAUAUAUAUAUAUAUAUACAUAUAUAUAUAUAUGCGUUGCACAAAU